AUGACUACAAGAGCAAGAGCUUCAACCACUCCAUUAGAGUGUAAUAUCAAGCUCAUAAAUGCUGACUUCACUCAAGAUGUGCAAUGUUUAAGUCAGUUUAUGCAAAAGCCAAAGAUAUCUCACUGGAAUGCAACUUUGAGGGUGGUUAGAUACAUCAAAGUAACACCAGGUUUAGGACUGCUCAUGAGUUCUGAGAAGCAGCCACACUUAGUUGGCUUUUGUGAUGCAGAUUGGGCAUCAUGCCCAAAUACAAGAAGAUCUAUUACUGAAAACUUAUUGAAGUAUGGAAACUCACUCAUUUCCUGGAAAUCUAAGAAGCAACAUACAGUCUCUCGAAGCUCUACAGAGGCAGAAUAUAGAAGUCUUGCUACACUUACAACUGAGACGAGAGUGAAAAAACAGAAACAGCAUAGGAAAGCUUUGAAGUUUUAUACAGCUUGUUUUGGGUUUAGAGAGCCGUUUCAAAUCCUCUGUGAUGGAACAUUGGUGCAUUAUCUUGUUGGUAAUGGCAUAACACCUAAUACUGCAUUGGAAAAUAGUCUUGGCGCCACAGUUGAACUUUUUACAACCAGAUGCAUUCUUUCGGAGUUGAAGAACCAUGGGAGUCCCGAAGCACUGGAAGCAGCUAAAAAUCUUUGUACUGAUGCACGAUGCGGCCAUGAGACACAGAAAAGUGCUGAAGAUUGCAUAACUGAAGUAAUUGGGCAGAACAAUUCUCAAAACUUUUUUGUUGCUACUCAAGAUGGUGAUUUGCGUGGAAGUCUUCGAAAGAUACCUCGUGUGCCCCUAAUAUCUGCUCUGGGGAAGAAAUUAUUUCUCGGAAAACCUUCAUCAUCUCAACGUCAGUUUGCCAAAUCUUCUGAAGAAGAACGUCUUCAUAUAACUGACCUGGAGGCUCAGAUUAUCAAUACAAAUGUUGAGAGCAAGGAUAAAGUUCGCAAGAGAAAGAGAGCUAAGGGUCCAAAUCCACUUUCAGUACUCAAGAAGAAAAAGAAGCCCGUGGUUACAAAUGAUAAGAAGUUGAAUAAUGAUGAGGGAAGUGUGAAAAGGAAGAGGAUAAGGAGGAGAAGGAAGACGUCACAGAAAGUUGUUGAAGGCAUCCACCAGGAGGAGAGUGGUGAGCAGGAUUGGGAGAGGGAGGAGAGAGAGGGAGCUAUAUCAUGGCAGUCGAAGUUGCAGAAGUGUGUUGCACUAUUUACAACUGAAGCUGAGUAUAUUGCGGCUACUGAAGCCGGCAAGGAGAUGAUAUGGCUAAAGCGAUUUCUUUCUGAGCUUGGUUUGCAUCAGAUGGAGUAUAUUGUCUAUUGUGACAGCCAGAGUGCAAUAGACUUGAGCAAGAACUCCAUGUACCAUGCAAGGACAAAACACAUCGACGUCAGAUAUCAUUGGAUUCGUGAGCAAGUGGAGAGUGAAUCACUUCACGUUAAAAAGAUUGACACAAGUGAAAAUCCUGCGGAUAUGUUGACUAAGAUGAGAGUGAAAAAACAGAAGCGGCAUAGGAGAGCUGUAACGUUUUACAAAGCUUGUUUUGGGUUUAGAGAGCCGUUUAAAAUCUUCUGUGAUGGAACAUUUGUGAAUUAUGUUGUUGGUAAUCGCAUAACACCUGAUACUGCAUUGGAAAAUAUUCUUGGCGCCACAGUUAAACUUUUUGUAACCAGAUGCGUUCUUGCGGAGUUGAAGAGCCUUGGGAAAUCUGAAGCACUGAAUGCAGCUAAAAACCUUUGUACUGCACGAUGCGGCCAUGAGAGGCGGAAAAGUGCUGAAGAUUGCAUAACUGAAGUUAUUGGGGAGAACAAUUCUGAACACUUUUUUGUUGCUACUCAAGAUGCUGAUUUGCGAAGAAGUCUUCAAAAGAUACCUGGUGUACCCGUAAUUUUUGCUCUGAGGAAUGCAUUAUUUCUCGAACAACCUUCAUCAUUUCAACGUCAGUUUGCCAAAUCUGCUGAAGAAGAACGUCUUCAUAUGACUGACCUGGAGUACAAUAUGCUUAGACAAAUGAAAAAGAGGAGAUUGUCCGAUGACAAACAAGGGGAUUCUUCCGUUGCAUCAGAGGAAAGGAUAAUUGAUGUUUCACAGGCUCAGAUUAGCAAUACAAAUGUUAAGAGGAAUGGAAGUGAUGUCAAGGAUAAAGUUCGCUUCAAGAGAAAGAAAGCUAAGGGUCCAAAUCCACUCUCAGUACUCAAGAAGAAAAAGAAGUCUGUGGAUACAAAUGAUAAGAAGGUAAAUACAGAUGAGGGAACUGUGAAAAGGAAGAGGAAAAGGAAGAGAAGGAAGACGUCACACAAAGAUGUUGUUGUUGAAGGCAUCCACCAGUAA
Solanum stenotomum is the source of this 2316-nucleotide messenger RNA. RefSeq lists its product as uncharacterized. Gene Ontology annotation, cellular component: small-subunit processome; nucleolus. Gene Ontology annotation, molecular function: small ribosomal subunit rRNA binding. The transcript has 14 exons. The coding region runs from base 1 to 2316 and encodes 771 amino acids. The record is from RefSeq and is a predicted model, not a curated record. Lineage: Eukaryota; Viridiplantae; Streptophyta; Magnoliopsida; Solanales; Solanaceae.